Nannospalax galili (Upper Galilee mountains blind mole rat) is the source of this 4449-nucleotide messenger RNA. It is a transcript of the gene Rybp, whose product is annotated as RING1 and YY1 binding protein. Gene Ontology annotation, molecular function: DNA binding; transcription coregulator activity. Gene Ontology annotation, cellular component: nucleus. Gene Ontology annotation, biological process: positive regulation of DNA-templated transcription. The record is from RefSeq and is a predicted model, not a curated record. Lineage: Eukaryota; Metazoa; Chordata; Mammalia; Rodentia; Spalacidae. The coding region runs from base 105 to 791 and encodes 228 amino acids. The transcript is spliced from 5 exons.
GGCUCGGGAGGGAGGGGGGCCGCUCCGCGACGACUCCGGACGGCGUUUCUCCUGAGAGCGGCGGCGCUCGCGGCUGUGGGGGGCGCCGGGGGGACAGCCCAUCCAUGACCAUGGGCGACAAGAAGAGCCCGACCAGGCCAAAAAGACAAGCGAAACCUGCGGCAGACGAAGGCUUUUGGGAUUGUAGUGUCUGCACCUUCAGGAACAGCGCCGAAGCCUUCAAAUGUAGCAUCUGCGAUGUGAGGAAAGGCACCUCCACCAGGAAACCUCGCAUCAAUUCUCAGCUGGUGGCACAGCAAGUGGCACAGCAGUAUGCCACUCCACCGCCCCCAAAAAAGGAGAAGAAGGAGAAGGUAGAAAAGCAAGACAAAGAGAAACCUGAGAAAGACAAGGAAAUUAGCCCUAGUGUUACCAAGAAAAACACCAACAAGAAAACAAAACCAAAGUCUGAUAUUCUGAAAGAUCCUCCUAGCGAAGCUAACAGUAUACAGUCUGCUAAUGCUACAAUAAAGACCAGCGAAACGAAUCACACCUCAAGGCCCCGGCUGAAAAACGUGGAUAGGAGCACAGCACAGCAGUUGGCAGUAACUGUGGGCAACGUCACCGUCAUUAUCACAGACUUUAAGGAAAAGACUCGCUCCUCUUCUACAUCCUCCUCCACAGUGACCUCCAGUGCAGGGUCAGAACAGCAGAACCAGAGCAGCUCGGGGUCAGAGAGCACAGACAAGGGCUCCUCCCGCUCCUCCACGCCAAAGGGCGACAUGUCAGCAGUAAAUGAUGAAUCUUUCUGAAAUUGCACAUGGAAUUGUGAAAACUAUGAAUCAGGGUAUGAAAUUCAAAUCCUCCACCUGCCCAUGCUGCUAGCGGCCUGGAGUCUUCUGUGGACAUCGACCUCUUAGUGAUGCUGCCAGGAUAGUUCUGCUUGCCAUGGGCAUCUGGCUACCAAGGAAUUUCGCACCCUGACAGUUACUCUUGACACUUUUAUGUAUUCCAUUGUUUUAUAUGAUUUUCCUAACAAUCAUUUAUAAUUGGAUGUGCUCCUGAAUCUACUUUUUAUAUAAAAACAAAUCUGCUGUGCACAAUUUUCCAUGUACAUUACAACUGGUUUUCUGUUUUUGUUUUGUUGAAGGGGGUUGGGAGGGGGGAGGGAACUUUUAUUUAUUGUGUUCACAAACUCCAUCCUUUCAGUAUAUCCUCUUAAGUUUAGUUCUUUCUUCCAGUUAUACUAUGUACUAUCAGUUUUGAUAUAACUAUAUAUAUAAAUAUAAAAUUAUAUAUAAAGGGUUAUUUGAAACCAAUCCAUGGCAGCGCUGGUGCUUGACACACUGUGAAGUGAAUACAACCUUGAACAGUUACACAGAUCCGGGACAGUCCCUUCUAUGAAAGUGCUGAAAUUGAAUGAAAAUCAGUCUUACAUGAAGUAUGUUCCAACCCAUGUGGGAACUUGACUCUCUCAUCUGUCUUUAAGAGUACUGGACGUUAUAAAAAAUUUAUAUUUUUUAAACAAUGUGAUCUCAAAUUUAAAGACUGCUCCAGAUAGCCUGCAUUCGCAGUGGGAUAACUGACACAUCACAAGUGGUUCAGUUGGAGGGCUUUGACCAUUCAGAAGUAACGAAACUAGCUCCAGAAUGCCAAGUAUUCAUGUAAAUUACUGUUACAUGUUAACAUUACUGUUCUUAAAAAGCACUCAUGAAAAUACGGUGUUCUGUAACUUGAAUUCCAGCCUUUUUCCAGACCUCUGUUCGUGUCUGAGGUAAUCUAGAAGCUGUUUCUUAGUUUUAGGGUUGAGGUGGUAACACCACUCUGGGGAGCAAUCCCUUGUCUUCACUUCCCCUGUGACAUGGCAGUGGUAGUUUUGUGACCACAGUCUGUCUGCUUCAUUUCCCCAUAUCUUUGCAACCCUAACCCACCCAAUAAGUUGUAAGAAUUUGUUUUUCUUUCCCUAAAGCCUGCAACGGUUCAUUUUACUAAACAAAGGUUAUCAAUCAGAUCCAGACCCAACCAGAAGAUCUGGGUCUGGAGUCACCCCUUGUGUGGGAAAGCACUGCAGAGGUCCAUGUCCAAGCUGAAGGGAAAUUUCACUUCACAGCAGAGUAAACAGUCAGACCUUUGUCUUCUUUGACAGACAGCUUGGCUGAGCUCAAAAUUUCUUCUCACUGUUUGCCAUCUUGAGGGAAAAAAUAGUCAAAGACCACUGAUAGCAAUUUCACCCUAUCUCAUCUAAACUUUGCUUGCUUUGCUUUUACUUAGAUUCAGGGUUGCUCUUCCUUCUGACUUUUACUUUCUAUCCCACUGAGUUUGGUACUUGAGAGUCACUUCAAGCAUGAGAACUUGAUGUUAACCUUCCUUUAUUAAUCAUACUUUAAGGAUUCACGGGAGGGCAUGUAAUGAAGCACCACAUUUUGGUGUUUAAGAACUUGGUUUAACAAUAGAAGUAAUUUCUAGCAGUGGAGGCAACAAGAAAAAAAAUUAAUAGCUUGAAUUGAGUAGCCAACAGGAAAGGUUCCUUUCACAUUUACAUUAAAACUAUAUAAUCACUCAGCACACCAUAAUUUGAAUUCUGUUCUCAAAGGUGUAGAUGAUAAAGCAGUGCCAUUUGUCGCUGUGGUCCUGUUCUCAAAUGCAUGGACAAUGUUUCCCUCUUUUUAAAAUAAUGCUUGCAUCUGGGAUGCAAGCUGUGCUUACCUUUUUAAAUACCUUUUUGAAAGUAUUUAUUAAUGAACCAAAGGAAAUCAGGUGCUUUGUGUAAGCAUCAGAAUAUAUAAUACAUAGUAAUUUGACUAUGAAUUUUAAAUCCACAUUUUAAUAUUAGUGGGGUAUUGCAAAGACAUUCCUUCUAAAGUUUUAAUAUUCCUUUUAUUAAGGGUCUCAGGGAGGGUUUAAUUAGUCAGCCAUAUUUAUUUUCCAGAGGUGUAAGGAAUUGCUAAGUUUUUUAAUUAACUUUUUUAAAAAAAAUUUUAAAUGCCCCCAAACUCAUGUGGGUUGCACUGCUCUUUGAACCAGUAAGUGUUGGUAUGCACUUUGUUCAGAAACACUGUGUACUUCUGCAAUGAGAUCCAUGUAAAGUGAUUGGACCCCCUAGUCUAGUGGGAAAGCUGAUUAGUCAGCUACUCAGGCUACUAAUUCAUUCAUUGCCAGUGUCUUGGUUUUUCAGUUUUGCCUCCGUGAUAAAUUAAAGAAUGGAGAGAGGUGAAGGAAGGGAAGGACUUCUUUAGUAAAGAACAAGCAGAGUUAAACUUGCCUUUGGUAGAAACUGCAGCUGACAGUGGUAGUAUCCAAGCAAUCAGAUGUCCCGGGCCUGCUCUCCUGCCAUCCGUGCUCCCGGGAUGGAGAUGCUAGGUGCUGCACACCCUACAUUCCUCAGGCAUGUAUUCUGGAAAUGGAAUUCCUGUUAACUUCCCGCACUUAACAGUUUGUCCUACAAUUGGUAGGCAGUAGGAAAAACACUAGCGUAGAUUAUAAAGAUAAAUACUCAAAAGAGGACCAGAAAUACUUGGUAUUCAGUGGCACAGAAAGCAGGUUAAAACAAAAGCACAGUGUUGACACUCGCAAGUUUUCCAUUUGUGGUAGUACACGACCUUUCACAUUUCGUGUGUGCUAACACACACGACUUGCAUGACCAGCUCUGCCUGAGUCAUGCAGUUGAAAAACUUAAAGACAUCUUAACUCACAAAAAUAUUUUAAUUAAGACCUUUCAGUUUCUAUCUGGAUACUUAAACACAUUGGCAGAGGUGUCUGUGAGUUUAGUUCCACUAACUAUAAUGUUUCACCUGCCUUACCAAGACCAUUCUCAGUCUACUUUUUUAAGCUACCAUAUCUUAAAUUAUUGAAAAUUUAUUAAUUGCUGAAUAUAUAAUAACCUUUGCUUGUAUGUAACCGAAAAUGGUUUAAGAGCCAACAUUUAGAGUUUGACAAUGGAGCUGAACAGUUUUUAAUGCGCAAGCAGUUCUGUUCUUGUGUAUGACCUGUAACCUUAAUUUACUGUGUAAAGAUGGUUACAUUAUUUCCUUAGCUUUGUUUGUUGGAGACAAAUAGAGAAUGCUUGUUAAGUAUGUCAAAACAUAAUCUUCCCUUGUGAAUUUUUGUUAAUGUAUUAUACGAGCUCUAUUUUCCAUUUGCCCAGAAAGACAGCUUGUAUAACGCUUUUGGAAGUUCCUGCUCUCGUAACGUCUUUAGAGCUGACAGUCUGUUAGGUUUGUUUUCUCUUCAUGCUAAAGUGUCGGUGGUUUUGUGAACUGGUCAGAAAUUCACAGGUCUUAAAUGUUUGGGGGAAAUUUAUAUUGGACACUGCUCUUUGUCUAGCAAAUAAAAGAUGUUAAUAUAUUCCUGUUCCUGGCAUGUGCACGACUGUGUUAUUAGAAGCCACUUUAUCAUUUUCCUGCUUUAAAUAGAAAUGUCUAUUUAUGAAUUCUGCUUGUAGUUUUUUCACAAAUAAAAUAGUAAAAUUUA